ACUUUUCAAACUUAUAAUUGAACCAAAAAAUUAAGGGGCUGUACAUCUGCUUUGGCCUUGAUUUCGUUGUUGUUCGUUUAUUUUUCCAAUUCCAGCCAAAGAGAACCAGAAAUUGCCUCCUAAAACAAAAACACAAAACUAGAUUUUCUUAAUAUUAAGAGAAUUGGAAGAAUCGGAAAUGAAUGUGAAGUAUUUUGCUGUUCUAUUUUGAUCCGCUUAAGUGUUGUUUGUUUGGUUAAUUUGAUUGUUGACGAUUUUUAUGAUUUAUUGUAAGUGUAAUUUGGGUGUUUAGAUUACUUGGUUAAGCUGAUUUUCGUGUUUAGUUUGGAGAUUGAUAAUUUUCUGUUGUUUCUGAGGGUCAAUUUGAGCUCAUUCAGUGUUUAUGAGCUGGUAAUUUGAGUUGGUUUGUUUCUACGUGGUACCCCUAGGGUAAAGUUCGUUGGUUCUUGGGUAUUCAACAGUGACUUCAUUUUCCCCCUCCGUAGUUGUGCGAAUUAAAUCAGCUCAAAGAGAGGGGAUAGGGAAUUUUGUUACGUUUGGCAAAGCUUUUGUGCAACUACAUAAACUAAAUAUUAUUCUUAAGUCUCGUGUUUACAUAUUUUUGACCAAUUCAAUGAAUCUGAAGCCCAAUUGUUCAAAAUCUGCAUUUGUGUGUCCUAAGUUUCUAACUCUUACUGUCUAGUUUGAUGAAGAUGCUUCAUUGAAUUUCUUAAUUGGAACAUGGGAGAUACCUAAGGAAUUUGGGGAAAAAAUCAGAAAUUAUACUGUUUAAAAAGGUUCAAGUUGCUGUGUCUGUGUGGGGAACUGCCUCAUGACGUCUUCUGUGCAUGAACUAUCUGAUAGCAGUGAAACUGAUGAGCAGCAAAGGCAUUCAGAAUCCAAGAUACAUUCCUCUUCUCCUGCAAGUGGAAUAUCUCACCCUGGCAUCACAAACCCAGUGCCCUACACAACUCAACUUGGAGCUGGCCAUGCUAUGGGGCCAGCACCUUACCCAUAUCCAGAUCCUUAUUAUAGAAGCAUAUUUGCUCCCUACGAUGCACAAUGUUAUCCUCCGCAGCCUUAUGGUGGACAACCAAUGGUCCACCUUCAGUUAAUGGGAAUUCAGCAAGCUGGAGUUCCUCUGCAGUCAGAUGCAGUUGAGGAGCCUGUGUUUGUUAAUGCAAAACAAUAUCAUGGUAUCUUGAGACGUCGACAGUCUCGUGCAAAGGCUGAAUCAGAGAAUAAAGCUAUAAAGUCUCGGAAGCCUUACUUGCAUGAAUCUCGGCAUUUGCAUGCAUUAAGAAGAGCCAGAGGAUGUGGGGGUCGGUUUCUCAAUUCAAAGAAAUCUGAUAACAAACAAAUGGAGGCAGCAUCAGAUGACAAAUCACAGCCCAAUAUCAAUCUCAACUCUGAUAAAACUGAACUUGCUUCCUCAGAUGGCACAUCCUAAUUCCCAAGAGGACCAAGAGCUCAUGGAAAUGGCCCAACAAACAGCAAUCCAUCUGUUAUGGCCACAGGAGACAUUCCCUCACCAGUUGUAAAUUAAUUGUCCUGAUAUUUGCUUCAAGCCAGCAGAAUACUUGGCAGUAUAAUAAAUAGGUACCGUAGUACUAGGUCCCCUAGGUAGAAGUUUGCAAAGAUGAAGUAGAGAAUAUAUAUUUUAGUGCCCUCAUAUCGUGCUAUCUUCUUGAGAGCAGAAUUCUUUGAAACCUUAGCUCUUGUUUUCCGGAGGGAGCCAUGGUUAAGUUUAGUUUGCUGUGUGUGCAUUUCUUUGCACUUAGUAUUUUUAAUGACAUUAGGUCAGUGUAAAAUUAGGCUUUGGUGUUGCUGUGUAGUAUUAUUUUAUAACUUAUUUGUUUAACUUGGAUGGAUAUAAGUGAGAAAUGUUUUUACUUGUUUUUCUUA
Molecule: messenger RNA, 1884 nt
Organism: Mangifera indica (mango)
Lineage: Eukaryota; Viridiplantae; Streptophyta; Magnoliopsida; Sapindales; Anacardiaceae
Product: nuclear transcription factor Y subunit A-7-like
Exons: 7
Coding region: 812-1429 (205 amino acids)
Biological process (GO): regulation of transcription by RNA polymerase II
Cellular component (GO): CCAAT-binding factor complex
Molecular function (GO): DNA-binding transcription factor activity, RNA polymerase II-specific; RNA polymerase II cis-regulatory region sequence-specific DNA binding
Source: RefSeq, a predicted model, not a curated record